Myotis lucifugus (little brown bat) is the source of this 5037-nucleotide messenger RNA. RefSeq names its product sushi domain containing 6 (gene SUSD6). Lineage: Eukaryota; Metazoa; Chordata; Mammalia; Chiroptera; Vespertilionidae. The record is from RefSeq and is a predicted model, not a curated record. The transcript has 6 exons. The coding region runs from base 193 to 1104 and encodes 303 amino acids.
UGAGUGGCGGGGGUCGGGGCACGCCGGCCUGGCCUCGCCCGGCGUGCGGGGUCACGCUCGCUGCCGGGGAGUUCAGGGUGGAGACCGCCGUGGGCGCAUCGCUGGAAAGGAGGUGAAUCUACACCUGGCUGACUUUAGAAUUCUUCUGGCUUUUAAUUUUUUUCUUUUUAAAAUAACUUGGACGGAUAAAAGAUGUGCCAUGGCAGGAUAGCACCAAAGAGCACCUCAGCGUCUGCCGUGGCCUCUGUGGGACAUGGAGUGUUUCUUCCGCUGGUGAUCCUUAGCACCCUCCUUGGAGACGGACUUGCCUCAGUGUGUUCCCUGCCCCCGGAGCCAGAGAAUGGUGGCUACGUCUGCCACCCCCGGCCCUGCAGAGACCCCUUGAACUCAGGCAGUGUCAUCGAGUACCUCUGUGCUGAAGGCUACAUGCUAAAGGGCGAUUACAAAUACCUGACGUGUAAGAAUGGCGAAUGGAAACCAGCCAUGGAGAUUAGCUGCCAUCUUAACGAGGAGAAAGACACCAAGACAUCAUUUGGGGUCCCCACACUGUCCAUCGUGGCUUCCACUGCCAGCUCCGUGGCACUCAUUCUCCUCCUUGUGGUGCUGUUUGUGUUGCUGCAGCCAAAGCUGAAGUCGUUCCAUCAUAGCAGGCGUGACCAGGGGGUAUCUGGGGACCAGGUCUCCAUCAUGGUGGAUGGAGUCCAAGUUGCACUACCGUCAUAUGAGGAGGCUGUGUAUGGCAGUUCCGGUCACUGCGUGCCGCCCGCUGACCCCAGAGUACAGAUUGUGCUGUCAGAGGGGUCUGGGCCUAGUGGGAGGAAUGGGCCAAGGGAGCAGCAGCUACAGGACCAGGGGGCCUGCUCCUCUGCAGGUGGAGAGGAGGAGGCCCCGGGCCAGUCUGGACUGUGUGAAGCCUGGGGCUCCCGGGGCUCAGAGACUGUGAUAGUGCAUCAGGCAACCACCUCUUCCUGGGUGGCCGGCUCAGGGAACAGCCAACUGGCACACAAAGAAGCCCCGGAUUCAGAGAACAGUGACAUACAAAGCCUUUUAUCCCUCACAUCGGAGGACUACACAGACGAUAUCCCGCUGUUGAAAGAAGCAUGAGGUUUGCCACCAGCCUCUCUCCUCUGCAAUGGUCCUCUCUGCCCUUCUUCCCUCUCCCUGUGGGUUUGAGCACCCUGCCCGGCUAGCUGAGCUGCCACCUGUGGAUCUGUGGAUCUCUGAGGGCAUGCAGGCCCACCUUGCUGGAAACUCAAGGAAGAUUCUUGCCAUCUGCCUGCUUGACAGCUGGAGGAACUGGCUUUUUGCCUGGUCCAGCCUUCCCAUCUGUGUCGGGAACAUGUUUGAAUGUGCCGGACUGAACCCUUCCUUUUCCGGGCCUCUGGGAGCCCUCCAGCCAAUUCUUUGGUGGCCGCCCCAACCAGCCCACAUGGGCCAGAGAACCGCUGUGUUUACUUGUGCCUUCCCCCCACCCUGUCCAGGUUCCCUGUCACGCAGGCCUGUUGCUGUCCUACAAGCCUUAGUGGCUGCACUGCUGCCCCCUGCCACACAAGGGGUGGGCCUGGGUCUGGCUUGUUUCCUUUGAGGGCUUAUCAGGAGCAGAUCCAAGAGUGGGAGCUGGGGAGACAAGAGGGACUAACUGGAGCAAGAGUGUGGGUCCUUGGGCCUGCCCUUGGUUGACACUGGUGACACGUUUUCUUGGCUGGGGACGGAGGAUGUGGAAAAUCUGCCAAAGCUGACCCAGCACCGGCUGUCCAGCUCAGAGGUGCCAGCUCCUGGCCCUGCUGUGUUGAGCUUCCAGGGGAUCCCAGGGGAGGGCAGGAAGGUGGCUGAUAAUGGUUGUCUUCCUAAUAGGCAAGUUCUCGCCUCCUACUUCAGCGUGGCUUCCUGGUCUCUGCUUUUCUUUUUCUGGAGUAUAAGGGGAAGUUGCAUGUUGCCACCUGGGGUUUAUGCGGCAGCUGCUGCUACCUUGCUGCCCACAGAGUUCUGAGGGGAAUCAUCCCUGGGACAGGAGCUCGCUGAGAUGCCAUGGACUGCCCAUCUGCUUACUGACAGGGCAAGUUGCCCGUUCUGGGUUUGUGGUGACGGAGGGGAACCUGAGAGGCACAGACUAAGUCCCCAGGCAGCUGCAGGCAGCUCCAGCCCCAGUCCUGAGGGUCCUCCUCACCACAGUCACGUGCCUUAGUAACUGGUCCAGGAAGCGUCCUGCUGCUUGCUGCGCUGCUGCUUUUCUUACUCUUGCCCUCCCCUGCUGUCCCUUCCUGCUCACAGCUGACAGAUGACUCCCUGGUUGUCUUGGGCAAGGGGGAGGGGCUGAGAGGCAGUCCUCACCCACACACACACCCUUGUGGGUGAAGGGUUGCAGAGCAGCCUGGCACCUGGCCCUGGUGUUGAAGGAGUGGGCUCCGUGCUCCAGAUGCUUCUCCGACUCUCGGCUCUCCCUUAGCCACGUCGUGAAUGCUGACAAGGCUGGGGUGGCAAAGCUCAGGCAGGCUGCUUCCAUCUUUAAAAAACGUGGCAUUUACUUUUGUUUCUGAAACAUUGGGGCUGGGGAACUUCAGAGGUCCCACCCCCACCCCAUGCUGCCCCUCCGCUCCUUCCUUGAGCCUCUAGGGUGGUAAAAGUAAUAAAGAGCCCAAUAUUUUUUCAAUACCUGACCAAGCAGGGUAGCUCCAGGAGUGGGUGGCCUGGAAGAUUAGGGGAAUGGCCUCCUCUCAGCCUCCUGCCUCCACUCACACACGCACUUUACUACCCGCUCAUUCCUGGCCUCUUUCUGUCUCUCUUGUCUUCCUUUCUCAGGGUAAGGGCAGUGCCUGCUGUGCCUGUUAGCCACUCCUCCUCCCCCCUCUCCCACCCAGGAGCCUGAGAAUUCUGUGCCUGAAGCCCAGGCCAGCAUGGUUAGGCAUGGAACAGGUUGUCAAAGAUGCCAGAACUAGAGGUCAGAGCCUUUGAGGGAGAUGAAAUGUACCAGGGGGCUGUCCUUAGCCUCAAAAGAGGCCAUUUCCAGAAGAGUGCCUGCCAGCAGUCAUGGGCUCUGGGCCUAUCUGGAUGGUGGGCCCCUCGUGACCCAGCUGCCUCCCUAUGCGUGGGCUCUCCUUCCCCGCAGGGGUGCCCUUGUCUUCCUCCAAAAAAAGAAAGCAGGGCACAUGGUGUGGGAUUUGGAGUCUGCUGAGCCUACUGAUUUAUUCCCAGUUAUCCAAAACCUGAAUUCUAGCCGAGUUUUUUCUUUUAAUGAGAGAUCUUACUCUUUUUUUAUAGCAUACUCUGGCAUUUUCCCUCCCCUAAGAGAUUGCACUUUUUGUUUUGGGAUUAUUCAGCCCCAUAGGUUACUGGCUCAGGCCUUGGAAAAAUGAAAAGCCUUCUUUCUGCAGCGUUCUUCCAGCCAGCCGCCAUCAACCCUGUCCUGGGGGCACAGACCCAGACUUGUGUGCCGGCAGGAAAGAAAGAAGGGUAAAUGGGAGCCUCCCUUUUUGGCCCCACCUCUCCUCUUCACUUCCUCCCCUCACUCCCUUGUCACUGGCAUGGAUGAGGCCCACUUCUGGGCCUGUGGGUGCAGGAACCAGGCUUCAUCCUGCUGGCAUCCAUGACAGCUGUUCGUUCUCUUUCCCUGGAGCAGUUUCUUGCCAUCAGCCAUUUGCUACUGUCCAGGAGCUUCUGGGUUUUUGUCCCUUGCAAGGGGUUAGGGACUUUAUAGCUGCCAGGAAGGAGGCUGUCAGAGGAGUCUGGAGCAGGUGGGAAAACUGUCCAUAGCCUGGCUUUUCUGGGCUCACCUCUAGGGGAGUCCAGCAGAGGGCUUGUCCAGGAGAAUGGUCAGCACCAAAGGACUUUAUUUGAAAAGGUAUUUUUUGCACACAUGAGCUAAUAACUCAAUGCAGGUUUUAUGUCCUGGCAACUUGCAGUUACAUUCCAGUGACUUACAAGGGCCAGUCUUUGGUGAAGAUCACAUAUAUUUCCAUCCCUUUCCAUGCCUUAGUUUAGCAAGUAGGCUCUAUCUUUUGCCAUUUCUGGAUUUUGUGUGCUGUGUUCCCAUUUCACUCAGCGUGAACUGUGAAAUGGGCUGAAUCCUGGCCAAUUGUGAGUUCUUUUGGGUUAUAAGGCAUUUCAGUGUGUGUUCUAACACUCCAUUUGCAAAUAAAACUGGAACUAAUGUUAUCUUCCCCAUUCAUCUUGCCUUCCACCCCCCACCCCCACCCCCAAGUUCCGUGGAAUGGCAAGACUGACAAAGGUAUCUUCUUCCUGCCUCGUUCGUUAGUGGUGGCACAGGGACGAUAGCACUCAGCCUCUCCCUCCCAGUCUCAGCUGAGCGCUCAGACCACUUGCUUCCCCCGUAACAAUGUCACUUCCAUUCCCAGAUUACAUGCUUACAUCAAGAGCAGAAUAUGCUGCAAACAUUUCUACAUCCUUGCUCUUUUUCCCCCCUCCCCUCAAAGAGAAUAAAGGACCCAGAAGGGAAGUGGUAUGCAGGCUUUCCAGCUGAACCCCACAUGUACUGGCUGGGAGCUUCUCUCGAGGCCUCCUGGGGCUCAGCAUCGGGACAGACAUUACUGAUGAUCAGUGAAGAGCUCAGAGGGACUUGGCUUGGCAGGCUUAGCUUUGCUGGAAAACUCGUAAUCUCCAGUUGAAAACCUAGUAGAAUUUUGAAUGAAACCUCAAAGUUAAACCCUGCGCCAGGCAGCAGAGCUCUCUGGAGAGGGUGCAGGGGCAGAGCACUUGGAUUGCCAAGCAGGGAGGAGAGAUGGACGCGGGUUGUGUGGCCGCCGCUACCACACCCUGCCCUGGCUUAUCACACCACUAUGGAACCUUGCAGAAUGGUACUCACAUAAUGGUUUAAAACAACACUUGCAUCAUUGACUAUGUGCAGGAUGUCAAUCAGUUUGGGUUUGCUUUAUUUUAUAUAUAUUUUUUGGUAUCCUGUACAUUGCAGUGGGUGUGAAGAUAGUAUUUUAAUAUUUGUACAAAGUUUAAUUUAAUUUUAAUUCUAUGUAUAUAACUGCAUUUCUAAAUAAUAAAAAAAGUUCUUAUGAGGCAGUUGUGAGA